Molecule: messenger RNA, 734 nt
Organism: Asparagus officinalis (garden asparagus)
Lineage: Eukaryota; Viridiplantae; Streptophyta; Magnoliopsida; Asparagales; Asparagaceae
Exons: 4
Coding region: 84-530 (148 amino acids)
Source: RefSeq, a predicted model, not a curated record
GCCCAUUAAUUUUCUAAAGAAAGCUCCCAACCAAAAUUUUGUGAGAAGCAAAAGCUCAAAUCGAGCUCGAGCGGAGCAUCAUCAUGUCUGCGCUGGGCGCAGCGCUCGGUCGAGGCCUGCACGCCUCAGCGCAGUCUCCUCGUCUCACCAAAUUCUCCCUUCAAGCCCCUAAAUCUGUAAUGGUGGAAUUUUCUGAUGGUCGUGUAUUUAAUCUAUCGGCUGAAUUUCUUCGAAUAUAUAGUCCUGCUGCAGAUAGCAAGAUUAGGUCAGUGGGUGGUGAAAAGGUGAUAUUUGGACGAAGACAUGUUGGUAUCAUGUCAGCAACACCAAUAGGAAACUAUGGAGUCAGAAUAGAUUUUGAUGACUUGCACAAGACUGGGAUUUACACAUGGGACUACUUCUACAAUCUGGGCUCCAACAAGUUUACCCUGAUGAGAAACUAUAUCAAAACCCUGAGGAAACAUGGCCUUAGCCGAGACCCUCAGAGAAGGAAACCAAAUGAGAGCAAAGGCGGAGAAAAAAGUGUUUAAAUGCUUUUAGAAGUUUACUCGGAGAUCGUCACAGGCAUGAAUUUUAUGCUGCGAAACUUGGUGAACAGAAUGCAGAUGGAAUAAUUUUCAGGCCCAAUGUAUGUCAUCGUGUUCUUUGUUGUAAUCCUUAUUGUUGUUUUGUAUGAAUCAAUAGAAAAUUUUGCAAUUUGAAGAUCCUUUAUAGAAUCUGAUCUUUGCCGUGAA